This is a messenger RNA of Babesia bovis T2Bo, 935 nucleotides long. Its product is annotated as Rad51 family protein. Gene Ontology annotation, cellular component: Rad51C-XRCC3 complex; replication fork. Lineage: Eukaryota; Apicomplexa; Aconoidasida; Piroplasmida; Babesiidae. The transcript is spliced from 9 exons. Bases 21 to 845 code for a protein of 274 amino acids. Gene Ontology annotation, biological process: telomere maintenance via recombination; resolution of mitotic recombination intermediates; t-circle formation. The record is from RefSeq and is a predicted model, not a curated record. Gene Ontology annotation, molecular function: ATP binding; four-way junction DNA binding; ATP-dependent DNA damage sensor activity.
ACACUGAAAAUGUUAAAAUUAUGCCUCCACAUACAACACCUUCAUUUACGGAAUCUAUUUCACUUGGUAUUACAGAGAUAGACGAUGCCUUAGGCGACUGUUUAUUGCUUGGUAUGCUUACAGAGAUAUAUGGCGAAUCCGGGUCUGGAAAAACGCAGGUCGCACUGACCUUAGUGGCUGAGGAACUUGUAAGAAUGCAAGAGGCAGAUUCCAAUGAUGUCAUGCUUUACUUCCAAACAAGUAGGGCGUUCCCAAUGCAACGUUUUUGUGACAUAAUAGAACACAAACGAAAGUCUAAGAAUAGCCGUUUCAAAGGAGCUCCAUUGGGUCCUAGAGAAAUAGCGAAGCAUCUUCGUAUUUAUAGACCGUCUGAACCCACGCUUUUCCUUGAAGAAUUAAGGAACCUACACGCUGAUGUCGGCGCAUCUUAUCACAUUCGGCUUAUUGUAAUUGAUUCAAUCGCAUGUUUAUUCGGAGAUUGCAUGGAAGAUAAAGAUGCCGAUAACGCCAGUAUGAACACACUGCUCAAUGUUGCAUCUAUUCUGAAGCGUCUAGCCCACCAGAAGAAUGCUUUGAUACUUCUUAUAAAUGAGGCGAUUGCUGGGAAUCUAGAUGCUUCUGCGGGAACCGGAAUGACACAUACAUUGGUGACACCCGCACUCGGCGAUCUUUGGUCGCAGGCUAUUAACUGCAGAAUACUAAUAGAGGCGAUUAGAAGUUCAUCCUCCACUAGACGGUUUUUACGUAUUUUAUUUAAUUGCAAUGGACCACCUUCAAUCCCGCUAGAUUUCAAAAUAGCUGCAUCUGGUAUUCGCGCAUGCCGAGUAACUCAUAUAGAUGGAUAAGCAACCCUUAUUUUCUUCGGUAGGGAUUCAAUAGCAAUGAUAAAAAACAAUGAUGGGGACAUAUCGAUAUUUAAGCCACUAAACUAUAUG